Angiostrongylus costaricensis is the source of this 1215-nucleotide messenger RNA. NCBI's taxonomy places the organism in Eukaryota, Metazoa, Nematoda, Chromadorea, Rhabditida, Metastrongylidae. The record is from the annotation of a GenBank genome assembly.
AUGUUCACGCCGGAGCAGCUUCAAAAAUUAUGGAUGCAGCUGGCCCUACAAGGCAUGGGCGCGAAUCUAGGUGCCCUGCAAGCCCUGCAGGCCGCUAAUAUUUCUGCCACUGCUCCACCGCCUGGACUUUUCCCUCAGCUAGCUUCUGCUGCUAUUCCUGUUGUGAAUCCUGGGUCACCGACAACAUCCACUUUAACUUCUGAUCAAAUUAUUCAAACGUGCGAUCAAUUAGAGAAAGCAGACGAUGUUGAUCGAUUGGCUCGAUUUCUCUACAGUCUUCCACCAAAUUUGAUUCAAGAGGUGGUGUCGAAUGAGGUGGUGCUGAGAGCUAGAGCUUUGGUGUGCUUUCAUAUGGGUGACUUCCGACAGUUGUACAGUAUUCUUGAAAAUCACAAAUUUACUCAAGGGAGUCAUCAGAAAAUGCAGUACAUGUGGCAAGAGGCACAUUACCGGGAAGCUGAAAAGCAACGUGGCAGACCUCUCGGACCGGUCGACAAGUAUCGUGUGCGUAAGAAGUACCCGAUGCCGAGAACAAUCUGGGACGGAGAGCAAAAAACGCAUUGCUUUAAGGAGCGAACUCGAUCUUUACUAAGAGAGUGGUAUCUGAAGGAUCCAUAUCCAAACCCAAGUAAGAAAAAGGAGCUAGCGAAUGCUACCGGCUUGACAGCGAUGCAAGUCGGUAACUGGUUCAAAAACCGUCGGCAAAGAGAUAGGGCAGCAGCUGCAAAGAACAAACAAAACGUGAUUGGUGUCGAAUUGAAGAAGACGUGUGGUGGUUCGGAUGGUUCAGACAGCGACGACGACAACGACUUUGAUGACAGCAUGACAGACUCACCGUCUCCCAUUGACGAGCCGAAGGACCUAUCAUUGAGACCAUCGUUCUGCGCAGAUCGCCUUCUGGAGCCAUCUACGUUUUCCAUGAAUUCCUUCUUUCUCUUCAAUCCUGCGUUCCUCCAAAUGCAACAGCAAUUAUCCACACAAUUCUCCUUACCUCUGCCGGUUGGCCAAGCCUUUAAACAUACACCGAAAAGAAGCAAGCUCUCCAUUGACGAGAUUCUCGAUUUGAAACCGGAAUCUAAAGCUUGCACGUCACCGCCACAUUCUCUUUCACCUUCCUCGUCCAAUUCAAACAAGGAAAUAUCUUCUUCGCCAGAAGUGAAACGAGAGCAAUCUCUCACCUCAGCUCACGCAGAAGCCGAGCAGGUAGCUGUGUAG